AAAUCAAAUUAUACUUUGAAAUAUACUCUGGCUGGUCACACAAAAGCAGUUUCUUCUGUAAAAUUCAGUCCUAAUGGAGAAUGGCUUGCUAGUUCAGCUGCUGACAAGUUAAUCAAAAUUUGGGGUGCCUAUGACGGAAAGUUUGAAAAAACAAUCAGCGGUCAUAAAUUGGGUAUAUCUGAUUUGGCUUGGUCAUCCGAUAGCAAACUCAUAGUCAGUGGAUCCGAUGACAAAACACUGAGAGUAUGGGAUGUUGCCAGUGGUAAAUGCUUGAAAACGCUAAAAGGCCACAGCAACUAUGUGUUCUGUUGUAAUUUUAAUCCUCAGUCUAAUCUCAUUGUUUCUGGUUCUUUUGAUGAGAGUGUUCGAAUAUGGGAUGUGAAGACGGGGAAGUGCUUGAAGACGUUGCCUGCCCAUUCCGAUCCUGUUACGGCUGUACAUUUCAAUAGAGAUGGAAGUCUAAUUGUUUCCAGUAGUUAUGAUGGUUUAUGUCGUAUAUGGGAUACAGCUUCUGGCCAGUGCUUAAAGACUUUGAUUGAUGAUGAUAACCCACCUGUCUCAUUUGUCAAGUUUUCACCGAAUGGUAAGUACAUACUGGCUGCGACCCUUGACAACUCUCUGAAACUGUGGGAUUACAGUAAAGGAAAGUGUUUGAAAACAUAUACCGGCCACAAGAAUGAAAAGUAUUGUAUAUUCGCAAACUUUUCUGUUACUGGAGGAAAGUGGAUUGUUUCUGGUUCAGAAGACAACCUCGUGUAUAUAUGGAAUUUACAAACUAAAGAAGUGGUUCAAAAAUUAGUGGGUCAUUCAGAUGUGGUGCUCUGCUGUGCUUGUCAUCCUACAGAGAACAUAAUUGCUUCGGCAGCUCUCGAAAAUGAUAAAACAAUCAAACUGUGGCGAAGUGACAUUUAA
Helobdella robusta is the source of this 912-nucleotide messenger RNA. RefSeq lists its product as hypothetical. Gene Ontology annotation, molecular function: histone binding. The annotation marks the transcript as partial. The record is from RefSeq and is a predicted model, not a curated record. The transcript has 12 exons. Lineage: Eukaryota; Metazoa; Annelida; Clitellata; Rhynchobdellida; Glossiphoniidae. Gene Ontology annotation, cellular component: Set1C/COMPASS complex.